Molecule: messenger RNA, 6730 nt
Organism: Musca vetustissima
Lineage: Eukaryota; Metazoa; Arthropoda; Insecta; Diptera; Muscidae
Exons: 15
Coding region: 131-6562 (2143 amino acids)
Biological process (GO): actin cytoskeleton organization
Molecular function (GO): protein binding; guanyl-nucleotide exchange factor activity
Source: RefSeq, a predicted model, not a curated record
UGGUAAUUUUCUUAAAGGACCUCUUUUAAUAAGACGUUUACCGGCCAUACAAUCAUUUGGUUAUAUUCCAACACAUUCAUCAUCGCUGGGCAGUGCCAAUGUGCGAGAGUACAUUGAAAAAGAGAUCACUAUGGAAAAACGACGUAAUACAUUGGAUCGUUUUCAACGUUUAGGUUUUGGCCGCAAAUCAUCGCCAAGCACAACAAACGUGUCCAACAAAAAUUCUACAGCAAUAGCAACAACAUCGGCAGCAGCUGAUUCGUGUGGCACUUCGAAACAACGCAAAUCAUCCGAAAAAACUGAACGAUUGCGUGAACUUACCGAAUUAUUGAGAGUGGGUGGUGAUAAGGGUGGUGGGGGCAGUGGCUGUCGCAGUUCAUCACCAACCCCUCCCCCCAUGCCACCGCCAAGAAGACAACGUUCAUCCACACCAUCCACACCGUCGGCCUCAACAAGUUUCGAUAAGGCUGAUGCCAGUGAAAAAUCAUCACCUUCAACGUCACUUUUGUUGGCGGAAAACUCAGCCAACAAUAACAACAACAACGGCGGCAGCAGCAAUCAUUGCAGUGACAACCACACCAACAACAACAACGAACCAAUUCUGUCAUUCAUGUCGACGCAUUCCGAUGAUAUAUUGCUAAUGGAUCAGGAUGAGCCAAGUAAAACCUCACGACCACUGCGCCAUCUACAGAAACAAAUCUCCAUGGAAUCGGGGGUGGUGCUGGAGGAGAAGGGCAUCGAGCAAUUAAAUGUAAACAAUGCCACCAAAUACUCAUCACUCUCGGCCUCGACCACACCGCUGGCCUCUCCCACCAACCUGAAGAGCAACGCCUCGCUCUCCAAUUUGGAAGUGUUGCUAAUGAAACGUGAAUCGAAAUCUCCGCCACCAUCCGCCGCCCUACCCGAGUGUCUGUCAGAAGAUGAAACUGCCACGGCCACAUCAAAUAGUAGUCGAAGUGCAGCGAAGGCAGGCAAAAGUAAAGUGGCGCGCACGGAACUCACACCCAAUAGUAGCAGUCCUAAGGGAAUGCCAUUUCGUUCGGCAUCGUUUUCGCAAAUCGAUUAUUCGGCGGGUAAAUAUAAGAAAUCGGCUUUGAGUGCCCUGCGCGAUCGUUUGAGACGUGAUAAAACGGUAGACGGUUCGAGUUCCUCUACAUCUUCGUCAUUGUUUAACAGUAAAGAGAGUCCACCACAAACGGCUGAGGUGGUGGCCAAAAAGGAACCCGAUUGGAUUUAUAUACCCUUGAAAGAGAAACCCGAGUUCAGUAUUAAUUUGUGUUAUGGUCAGGAUAAAAGUUUAGAAGACGUUAUGGAAUCGCCUGAGUUGAUACCCGAAGAGGAGGUAUUUAUGGCCGAUACCAUACAUGAGCUGCCCGAGGAUGGUGGUGAUAAGCUAGAGGCAGCCAGUGUGGUGACCAUACAGGCCAGUCAUGCCAAAAUGGAAUCGUUGACAGAUACCAUACAAUCGGAUAAUGAUUAUGUUAUUGAUGAGUCCCAGGUCCCCAUUACAGUGGAGUCAACAAAUCUGGUGGAAGCCAAAUCAGAUUGCCAGGAUGACAAAGAAAGCUCUUCUGAGCCACAAUCACCCACAUCAGAGGUAAAAAAUUCGGAAAGUGAUUCACUUUCCCCCAACUUGGCCACCCUUAUGGAAGAACAAAUCCCCCUGGAAUCGCCACCUGAUAAUUUCUUGCAAACGGCCACAACCUGCCUAAUCCCCGUCCCAGUAUAUGAAUGUGCUGCCCAAGAAUGGGGUAUGGAAAAUCCUCCACAAGAAUGGGAAGAGGUUGCCCCUGAAGAAUUCAUAAUACUACCCGAGACCAUUGAACCUUUGGUAACUCUCGAUCAGUGUAAUAUUGAAAAACCUGAAACCAAAACAGACAGCGAAUCUGUACCCACAAUUUCGGUACGGCGAUCCUCCGAUGAAAUGGAUGACAAUGAAUUGCUGAGGAAAAAAGAAGAAUCUCCAGAUAAAUCUUCGAAAUCCGAUGAAAGUGAAUCUCAAGAUUCCAAACCCGAUAUGGAUGCAACAAAUGAAAAUCGUUCUUCUUUGGAUAAUAUACCCACACGACAUAGUUCCGAUGAUCGCCGUAAGGCUGAUAUGUCCACUCGACGUAAGGGCAUCUACAUUGAAAAUUGGCAAGAACCCUCAGAUGCCCCAGAUGGUACACCCCACAAAUCUCUGGCUCUGGAUAUAUCCAUUGCAAAUUUAAAUGCCAUAAAACCCGAUUCCUCCGAAGAUGAUAUGAUGUACAUCAACAGUCCCAUAACGGAUGAAAAUAAGACACCAGCCUCACUGUAUUCCUUUGAUUUGAACACCCCCGAAUCGGAAUAUCGCCAUUCACCGGUAUGGUCUAAAAAUCCCAUGAUGUCUAGUUUUAGUUGUCAAUCGUCGGAAGAAAAAGACGACCCACCAUUGGCAUCACCUCCUGUUUCGUUAAGUACUUCACACAUCAGUUUGCCUCGACAACACAAAAGUUUUCCAUUUUUACGAACCGAUUCUGUGUCGGAUAAUGAAAGUGAUCGUACUCCACCACCGCGUGAUCGUAACAGUCCCGUUUCAAGUGAUCAUGAUUUUAAGCGAUUUUCGAAAAGACCUCUGCGAGGUCCUUAUGGACAAAUGCUGGAAGCGGAAAUGAAGAAACCGCAGAAGAAGCAUUUCGAAGAAAUUCUGGAGGAGCUAAGAGAGGAUAAUGGUUCCUUACAGCCAAGGCGCCAGCGUUCUACAAACGAUGACGCAGGUGGUCGUAGCAGUCACAAUGUACUGCCCCACUAUUCCAAUUCGAUGCGUGUGCGUAAAACAGGCAAUGGUGGCGGCAACAACAGCAAUGGUGGCACCAGUCUGCCAGUGCCACAGCAUACGCGUGCCGCCUCAACACCAUCACAAAUCGAAAACGUCAGUGGCAGCCGGGCCAGUGCCUUUGGCAGUAAAUCGGACGCCAUUGACAAUGAUCUGCGUCUAAUUAAACCGCUCGAAAAGAAAUAUCAAUCGACACUGGAUACGACCAGCAUAGGUCGCGAUGAUAUGCUAUUGACAACAACGCCGCUGGUCAAAGGUGGCGAAGCUAAAUUAUCGUCGAUGACGGCGACAUCACCGACCUCCAAAUCGAAAGCAUCAUUACUGCAACGUGAACAAAAGCGAGCAGCCUCGGAGAGUCCGACAAAAACUAGCCACAGCAAACGUAGCCAGUCGAUGAGCAGUGGCGAGAAACCAUCGGCCCAUUUGCAACAUGUCCACCAACAGAAACGUAGUCUGGAUGUGACAAGUACGACAGCGGGGAAACAGCAUAAGGCGGGAGGUAGUAGUGGUGGUGGCAGUGGUGCAACAUCGACGACCUCCACACCACCAGCAGCUGCUGCUGCUGCCAGUGGCAAUGCAACAAAUAUUUUGCCCACGCAAGAGUUAUUGGCUCAGCUGUUAAAGGGUUCCAGUGAAAAGUUGUUGUCUGAACAGCGACAGCAAAUGUUCGCGGAUACCCGAACACACAUUGUCCAUGAAAUCUUUCGCAAUGAACAAUCCUAUGUUGAAUCCCUGCAAACCAUGGUUAAUCGUUACUUGAAGGCUUUGAAAUCGCCGGAACAUGCCGGCGUCAUUGAGGCCCGCACUGUGGAUGAAAUUUUCUUUAUGGUCCCAGACAUUUUGGAAAUCCAUGAGAAAUUCUUGGCUGAAUUGCGUAAUCGUUUGGAUAAUUGGGAUGCCCAGCAAAAAGUUGGAGAUGCUUUUAUGGAAACGUUUUCCAAAUUGGAAGUUCUCGAGGUCUACACCUCGUUUGUGAAUAACUGUAGUCGUGCCAAAAAUGCCAUACGUACCACAAAACAUCAACGACCUGCAUUUGCCAAAUUCCUGGAGACAACGGCCCGUGAACAUAAGGGCAAGCUGACAUUGGACUAUUUGCUGAUCAAACCUGUUCAGAAGUUUCCAAACUACGAACUACUCUUCCAAAGACUUAUCAAACACACCGAUCACGAUCAUCCCGAUCAAAAACAUCUGCAGGAUGUUCUCAAGCUUGUACACGAUAUUCUGGUGCAUAUCAAUUGCAAAGAACGUGAAAUUCUCGAAAAUGGUCAGCGAGAGGCAACACUGCGUGAAUUGGAGGGUGUUAUUGAAGGCAUUACCGAUCUCAUAGCACCAGAUCGACAAUUUUUACUUUUCGAUUUGGUAACAAUGCCCUCGGGUCAAGGAGCACGAAAAGAGCGCGGAUUCUUUUUGUUCAACGAUUUGCUGGUAUUGACGAGUAUUAAAAAACGAAGUGGUACCAUACGAAAACCGAAUACAACAACAUGUCCGGGUACAGUGGCCUCCACGCUGGAUACAAAUAAAUAUAAAUUUUUAACCAAGAUCUCGUUGGAUUGUUUGGAAAUUGUUAAGACAAAAGAUGAAAACAUCAAACGCAUAAUGACUGAAAUUGAAAAUCUCGCAGAAGACUGCAAUAAAUUACAACAGAUCAGUGAAAUUACAGCUUCUCUCAAAAUGCCGCAUCAGUAUUUGGAAGAUGUCAUCCGUGAGCUGUUACGUGAUGCCCAGCGACAAUUGUCGGAGCGACAGACAAAUGAUGCUCAAUUGAAUAUGCUCGAAUUAGCGGUUAAUUCACCAAAUGGUACUCAAAAGCUAUCCAUAGUCUUUAGUAAGUCUGAAAAGAGAACACAAUGGGAGGAGACAUUCAAUGAAGCCAAACAGAAAUUAGCCGCCACCUUGGAACGUCAUCCCAUACCCGAAUUCUUAACCUCAAUACCGAUACGCAAAACACGAGCUGGUCUACAAUUCACCUGUGCCGCCGCCACUCUAAGUGAGAAACGUGACGUUUGGGUAUGCAACAGUGACGGAUAUGUGGGUCAAGUCUGCAUUAUGUCAUUACAUCCCGAACCUAAUGUGACCAGUUGUAAUGGUGUUUGUAAUGCUCGCAUUUUGUGUGUUGCCUCUGUACCUGCUUAUAGUCCUCAUAGUUCUUCCAUUAAAUCCACAUCUUCCUCGAAUGAUGAACCAUCGGUGUCAUCGUCGUCGACAACAACAAACUCAACACAACAGCAGCAGCAUCAUCAUCAUCAGCAACAACAACACCACCAUCAUCAGCAUCACCACCAGCAGCAGCAACAACAACAGCAGCAGCGUUCUUCCUUACCUCCGCUCAGUUAUACCCAACAGCUGCUGGAUUAUCGUAAGAGCAUUUCACCCAACUAUUCCAAUCCCUCAUCGUUGAUUGGUACACCCGAAAAGAAACGUGACAAAUCACAAUCGAAUAGUUUGGCCGGUGGUGGUAGCAGCAGUUCGGUGGCUGGUUCAACGACAAGUGGAGCAGGUGGCGCAGGAGCUAAUAAUAGUGAUAUUCAAUUAGAUUUAAAUUUAAGUUCCAGUGAUGAAGAAGCGGAGGCAGCAAAUGCUGCGGCAGCUGCAUCCUCCAGUGGUGUUGGGGUGAAUUCGUCAAGCGGUGUUGGUAACAGCAAUAGCAGCGGUAUAUGUGAACGGGUACCCAGUCCGGCACCAUCGACACAUACAACCGGUUCAACGUCGACAGCAUCAACGGCUAUUGUUGGUAGCAGCAGUACAUUAUAUCAUGGACAUCAGGAUUCCAACCCAGACGAAAGUGAUGGCAAUCAAUCGACCAUGUGGAUUGGCACCGAAGAUGGUUGCAUACAUGUCUACAAUAGUACUGAUAAUAUACGCAUCAAAAAGAAUCGCAUCAAGAUUGAACAUCAUGCUGCGGUCUAUUCAAUAUUGUACCUGGACAAUCGUGUAUUUGUGGCCUUGGCCAAUGGCGAUAUAUGCGUUUAUUUACGUGAUGGAGCCGUCUGGAAUACAACUUCAUCACAUUGUUUAUCUAUUGGAACGGUGACCAGUCCGGUAACGAAGUUACUCAAUGUCCAUGGCAAAUUAUGGUGUUCAAUACAGGGCAUUAUAAAAGUGUUGGAUACGGAAACUUUGGCGGUGGUCAAUCAAAUCCAAAUCUCAACGGAUUCAAAACCUAUUACAAAUAUGUGUGUCUCCAGUAAUUAUGUGUGGAUUUCAAUACAAAAUUCAGCGCAUAUUAAAUGUUACCAUUCCAAUACACAUCAACAAAUCACCGAAGUUAAUUUGGCACAGGCUGUGAAUAAAAUGCUCUCGAAUUGUGACGAAAUUAUACGCCAACAUAAGGCCGCCUGUUUGCGUGUCACAUCACUGUUAUCGUGUCGCGAUCUAAUUUGGAUUGGUACCAGUGCCGGUGUACUACUGACAAUACCCUCCCAGGGUUACGAAAAGGGUGCACCAAAUGUUGUACCCACGGGUAUACCACAUGGUCAUACGGGACAUGUACGUUUCCUCACCUAUGUCGAGACAACUGGUGCCACCGGCAAUACAUCGAGUACGGACAACAAUAAGGAUCAUGAAACGACAACAUGUGCUGGCUCGAAAUCACCCAAACCGAAAGGUGAAAAUUCCGCCAAUUCUGCAACAAGUACACCUGGUAAUAUUUUGAUUAUUUCCGGUGGUGAUGGCUAUGAGGAUUUCCGUAAUUCGGGCGCCAAUUCGUUGAGUGAAAUUGCUGGACGCGAAGACAGCACGAAUCAUUUACUUAUAUGGCAAAUUUGAGCCCGAAGGCGUAAGAAUCGCUGGCGCGUACUACUCAAACGUUGGAAAAAUAAUAAUUAGCAUCAGCUGAAUAUGAUUUGGGGUAAAAAGUUUCGAACGUUUUAGCCGCAGUGUAUGGGUAUGAUGGGUAGCGUAGCUGUUACGCCGUAAAUGAAAAAUUGAACAAAA